This is a messenger RNA of Gamsiella multidivaricata, 309 nucleotides long. RefSeq lists its product as uncharacterized. Bases 1 to 309 code for a protein of 102 amino acids. NCBI's taxonomy places the organism in Eukaryota, Fungi, Mortierellomycota, Mortierellomycetes, Mortierellales, Mortierellaceae. The record is from RefSeq and is a predicted model, not a curated record. The transcript is spliced from 2 exons.
AUGUCGAACGUCACCGAUAAGAUCGCCAAUACCGCCAACUCCUACAUCGGAGGCGCCAAGCAGACCGUUGGAGAGACUCUCGGAUACCCCGACCUCGCCGCCAGCGGUGCCGAACAAAAGUCUAGGGCCGAUGCUGCCGCUGCCGCCGCCACAGCCCAGGCCCACGUCGAGGGUGCUGGUCACCAAGUCCAGGGUCAGCUCCAGCAGACUGUCGGAUCCGUCACCGGUGAUACGUCUCUCGAGGCACGCGGUCAUGCCAACGAAGUCCGCGGCGAUAUCGAGCGCAGGGCUCGAUCCAGCUCUCUCUAA